Delphinapterus leucas (beluga whale) is the source of this 4956-nucleotide messenger RNA. It is a transcript of the gene RABIF, whose product is annotated as RAB interacting factor. Gene Ontology annotation, cellular component: cytosol; membrane. The record is from RefSeq and is a predicted model, not a curated record. Gene Ontology annotation, molecular function: zinc ion binding; guanyl-nucleotide exchange factor activity. Gene Ontology annotation, biological process: small GTPase-mediated signal transduction; post-Golgi vesicle-mediated transport. NCBI's taxonomy places the organism in Eukaryota, Metazoa, Chordata, Mammalia, Artiodactyla, Monodontidae.
CUCUGGAGACUCCCAUCAAUACAAGGUUAUCUGAAUUGCAUAUUCACGGACUCUCACAGUUGGACUUUACUUAGAAACCACAGGGGAUAAAGAAGAGGCAAUCUUGGGCUCGUUUUGUAACCACUUGAAUUUUAGGGUUUUAGUCGCCCCAGUCCUUUUUCCGUUUGCCUCGAUUUGUGCCACAAACAGCUGUUUGUGAUGCAAACAGCUAUGCGGAAGGCUUGCAGAAAUGCAAAAAUCUUGAUACUCCCAGAGCAAAGGGAAGGGGGAGCCAGAGAGGUUCAGCAAAGAGGCCGGCCGGCCUUUCUCUAGCAGAGGGAUUGUGCCUGCCGAUUAAAUCGAACUGUGAGACAUGUGACUUGUUCUCUCAGGAAGAGACCAGGGGAGGCAGAGGAGGGGAGGGGGUGAAGAACCCAUGGCUCUGGGCUCUGGGCUGUCUUCACGGCUGACUUCUGAGUUUCAGACCAAAUUCCCAAAUAGUUCUUCGAUGGCAGCCACAGCUGAAUAGCCCCCUCCAUCCCUUUCCACUCUUUCCCCAAUCUUCUGGGCUUUCCCCUGCUCGUGGACCUACGCACAGCUACCCCUUAUUUGGUGGUUCCUCCUGUUUUUCUAGCUCCCGUUAACUGGCAGGCAGCCACUAAGUUAUGCAACCUCUGAAAGCUAAAGCUACCUUCAUCUUGUGUCACCUAUCACCUCCACCACAAUACAGACAUCCGAUUAGUUUUUAGGUUGUACAUGAGUUUAAUUGUUCCAAAUCCAUUCCUGUAUUUUUUUUCCCUAUCUUUUGCCCAGACUCAUGGAGCAUCGUCUCCUGAUACCCUUACCUCUACUCUUCUCUUGCUUUCCAGUCUAGCCCCUCCAUUUUGUCAUCAGUUAUCUUUCUAAAGCACGGACAGGGCCAUUACAAUACCGAACAUACUGCACAUUUUCAGUAAAUAUCAAACAGAUAUUUCUGGCCUAAAGGUCCAUAGAUUCCCGUUGUCCAUGUUAUAAGGUUUGAAUUCCUUAGCAUGACAUUAGACCCAUGGUGAUCUGGACUCACGGCACCUUUCUGAACUUGCCUCCUCUACCACCCUCACUUCCCCCAGGUAUCACGUGCUUCAUCCACAGUGGUCUUAACCAUUCCUAAAUCUGUUCUCACCCUUGUGGAUAUAUUACACUGUUCCUUCUAUAUGAAAUAAUCUUGCUGUCCCGGCAAAAUCCUAGUCACCUUUUAAUGCCCAAUUCAAGUGUCACCUAGGUAAAGCCUUUUCUGACUCCCCAUAUGGAAUUACCCCUGAUCUGUGCUUCCAUUUACUUUGUUCCCUGGAUUGUCUUUAUCACAUGUCCUUGGGUUUGGGUCUGUCUUCCUGUUUAAACUGUGUUCUCCAGUACAAAGUGCCUAUCGUCGUAGUAUCCUCAGGGUGUAGCAUAUUCUGUAAUUGCUCAGCAAAUGUUGAAUUAAUGAAGGACAAAGAGGAAGAAGAAAAACGUGCCGCCGACGGGGUGGUGGGUAGAUGAGACGUUUCUCAGGCGGCUUGGCUCCCCUUCUAUCUGCCUCCCCUGCCACCUCAGGAAGGCCACGCCUGCCGUACUACAACUAGUAAGCUAGACAUCUGAAGACGAACCGGAGAGUGUGAGACGCAGUGUAACGACCCAGCAGUGGCUCUAGGGCCAUGCCUGGACCCGUGGGCCCUGGAAGGCAGCCUUUCCGACUUCUACCGCGUCACUGCGCUACGACCGACCCAUAGGGAAACUGGGACUCGAGACGUUUCUGGAAGCGCGUCAACACCAGGUCUUGCCACGUAGUUAGUGGUCAGUAUGAUGAGAACAGAGAGCAGCAACUGAAGCUUCCAGGCGCCUGCCUCCGCCCACAAGGCAGGUGUCCCUGUAGGUCGCGUCCCGUGUGAGCCACUGCGGCUGAGAUUUGCUGAUGGGGGUCUGACCCCAGGACGUCCCCGUCGUUCACGGGACUAAACGCACACCUGGACUGGCUCAGGUUUCACUCAGUGUAAGGGAAGCCCAGCGCCCAGGUGAGCCUGGGCAGAAGCUCUGUCACAUCCCAGGAGGCAUCUGUCACAAAACCACGCCGACACCCGACCGCCUGGGCGGCGGCGAACGUCCGCGCCUGCGCACUGGCGUCCGGGGCCGGGAAGCGGCGCCUGCGCUGAAGGAGCGCCGCCGCGACCGCGCCUGCGCGGUGCGAAGAAGUCGCCCUGCUGCGCGUCGCCGCCAAGGGCCCGGGUAGAGGCCAUGGAGCCCGCGGCGCCGCCGAGCGACCUGGUGUCGGCGGAGGGCCGGAACCGGAAGGCGGUGCUGUGCCAGCGCUGCGGCUCCCGCGUGCUGCAGCCGGGCACGGCGCUCUUCUCCCGCCGGCAGCUCUGCCUCCCGCCCAUGAGGAAGAAGCCGGCGCUGGCCGACGGCGGCAGCCCUGAGGGCGACCUUCUGCAGGACCACUGGCUGGUGGAGGACAUGUUCACUUUCGAGAACGUGGGCUUCACCAAGGACGUGGGCAACAUCAAGUUCCUGGUCUGCGCAGACUGCGAGAUCGGCCCCAUCGGCUGGCACUGCCUGGACGACAAGAACAGUUUCUAUGUGGCCUUGGAACGGGUUUCCCAUGAGUGACUGAGGGGAGGGGACUCAGCUCCACCCCCACUAUAAAAGCUACUCCCCACAAGGACGGCCGUGUCGCCUUCUCUGCACUAACGUCAGUCAUGGGCGUCAGCUCGCCCCGUCCAGCACGCGUCCACGUGCUUCCUCACGGCCUCAGCGCCGGCCUCCUGCUUAGUUCACAGGCGUUACCGCCUUUGCUCAGCCCCCUUUCCCCCCGGGUUUAGGACACGGGGCGCUUCCACAGAUCUGCUCCCCUCCCGGCCUCCUGCUGUCCUGUACCCUGGGGCUCUCACCCUCCGAGCAGUUAUGCAACCUUUUAGCCGUGAUGACACGUGACGGAUGGUGCUCAUGAGGUGCUGACGGUUGAAACCCGCCUUUUUCUCAUUCAGGAAAGUGCACGGACGUCUGUUGUGUGGCUAACUUUAUUUACAGUAAUUUAUUCUUUCUAAAAGUAAAAACAUUUCCCAACUGCAGUAUUUAAACCACUAAUCAGAAAUACAUUCCUUUGGACAUGCCUCUAAGACCACAUUUAGGGGCCUCUCCUCUAGGCUGACAGCGACUUUAUUGUCAAGGUGGGUGUGGCCACUCUUCCCUUCAAAUCUUGAUGUAGUUUUUCUUUGUAUUAGCUCCGCACUGCUAUAUAUAGCCUGUAAGCCGAAAGUCAGAUUGCCAACCCCAUCUGUCAGCUACCCCGAGGAAAACUCAGCCCUGGCUGUGUUCCCGAGAUCUCCUGGAGUCAGCGGAGAGGGCAGGACGUAGGGGGCGGGCCUUUGCCACAUCAUACAUGACUUCAUUGGUUUGUCUUACGUGGACUCAUACAACUCUCUCUUUGCUCCUAGGACAGACUUCUUAAGUGGAUGGUGGCAUCAUUACGGUAUGCGCUGGGCGUGGUCCUCACAGAUUUCUGAUUCAGUUGGAAUCUCUAGACUAACCCAGAAUACAGACUUUCCAUCCACAUGCCUCUCUUUGUAGCUGUGGGGUUGCUCUGACAGUUUGAUGUUCAGUACGAUUCUCAGUUCUGUCAUUUCUCUUCUGAAACGACUCACCAUCUCAGAAGGAAUCUGUGAAACCAGGUUCCAGGUAUCCUCCCAUCUUCCAUGCCUCUAAGGCUCAGGAGACCUAGAAUGCAAAUGAGGGCUAAGUGGAGACCUUACAGGCAUUCCUUCGGACCUGUUUUCCAGUUGCUUCCUCCCUCCUUCUCCCCAGAACUUGGUCUAAGGACCCCCCAACUAAAGUGUGGGCCUUGGGCACAGUUUUGCCACCAACCUCCUCCCCUAGAAAGGUGGCUUCCGUCCCCAGCCGUAGCCUCACAAACUCUGGUAGAAAAUGAGAGAACUGUUUUCUAGAUGGAUGGUCAGAUGUCCAUGAUUAUGGCAUUUGCAGAAAAACUGUGAGAAUAUCCACUCAGGUCAGAAGGAACAAAACCACGUAGAUGCCUCUGGGGACAUGUGGCCCCUCAUAUCAUGAGCCAAAACCUGGGCAAGGCGUUUUUUAAAUUAGACUUUUACUUUUCUUUCCUUUUUUAAUCACAGAAAUAGCAGAUAAAUACAAAAGUAGGUAUACGGGGAUAUGUGUAUAUGUAUAGCUGAUUCACUUUGUUGUAGGGCAGAAACUAACACACCAUUGUAAAGCAAUUAUACUCCAACAAAGAUGUUAAAAAAAAAAGUAGGUAUACAAAUGUUUUUAAUCAUUCAUAUUUUCACCAUGCAGAGAUUGCCGACGGUAGUGUGGUGUUAUGUUCUUCUCAGUGUUUUUCAGUAUGUACUGUAUAAAUAAACGUAGGGUUUUAAAAACAAAUAUGAGAUCAUGUGGUACUCUGAUAACUUGCUUUUUCCAUUUAACAAAAUACUGACUUGCCACGUAGGUGACGUCCAUCUCCGCCGUUGUACUUCUGUACUGUAAUUUAUUUUACAGUCCACUGUUAGAUUGUCUCCAGCCUCUCCUAAACCAUGUGAUAUAAGGUGCAACCUUGUGGCUGAAUCUGUCCAGGCUUUUCUACUGUUUCCCCGGCUGCGUCAGCAGCAGCGGGCUUGCAGGGUGUGUGCGUCUUCACGGCUCUGCUGACUGACGCGCAAAGCUCGGAACGGCUGUGCAGCUUUACCCUCCUCCCCAGCAGUUCCUAACACUGGGUAUUUAUUAUCUUAAAUGAAUAUGUUGAUACUUUAAUAGUAGGAAAAAUAGCGUCUCAUUGUUUUAAUUUGCAUUUAUUUUAUUUCUCAUGAAAUUUUUAUAUAUUUACUGGUCACUUGCGUUUCGUUUCUUGAGAAUCCCCAAACUUUGUUCCUCCAAUAGCCAAAAAAUCAAGUUGUUAUUCUGCCUUUUCAGCUUGAUUUGAAAGAAAUAAAGGCAUUUAAACAGUGGCAA